This is a messenger RNA of Monomorium pharaonis (pharaoh ant), 5467 nucleotides long. It is a transcript of the gene PIP5K59B, whose product is annotated as phosphatidylinositol 4-phosphate 5-kinase type-1 alpha. The record is from RefSeq and is a predicted model, not a curated record. The transcript is spliced from 19 exons. NCBI's taxonomy places the organism in Eukaryota, Metazoa, Arthropoda, Insecta, Hymenoptera, Formicidae. Gene Ontology annotation, molecular function: phosphatidylinositol kinase activity. Gene Ontology annotation, biological process: phosphatidylinositol metabolic process. The coding region runs from base 33 to 2675 and encodes 880 amino acids.
GUGCGGGAUCGGACGGAGGCGACGCACGCAAAAUGGCUUCGGGCGACAAUGUGGACGUGAUCGAAGUGGUCGAGACGACGAGCUUCCCCGUGCCGGCGACGGCGCACCAGCCCGCGGCAAAGGUGGACCAUCUCAGACCGGAGCUAUCCACCGUCGAGGAGGACUAUAAGUCGACCGGAGAGAAAAUAACAGCAUUUGACAACUCAAUAGUACAACAUGGUACGACGGGUGGCAAGAUCCCUGUGGGGAUAUCAAGAAACAAAUCGGAACGAGAGAGAAAGAUUGGACAUCGAAGAGUUGGAGUGGGAGGUGAAAUCACGUAUAAAAAGAUCCAAACCACGCAAAUUAUGGGAUCGAUCCAACUGGGUAUACAGCACGCGGUUGGCGGUCUCGCAAGUAAACCGGAACGCGAUUUAUUAAUGCAAGACUUUAUGACGGUGGAGACAACGAACUUUCCUAGUGAAGGAUCAAAUCAUACUCCGGCCCAUCAUUUCUCGGAGUUCAAAUUUAAAACCUAUGCACCCAUUGCAUUUCGUUAUUUUAGAGAUCUCUUUGGCAUUCAACCGGAUGAUUUUUUGAUGUCAAUGUGUAGUGCACCACUGCGUGAGUUAUCAAAUCCUGGCGCUAGUGGGAGUAUCUUUUAUCUAACGGAUGAUGAUGAAUUUAUUAUUAAGACUGUACAACAUAAAGAGGGAGAGUUUUUGCAAACUCUACUUCCAGGAUAUUAUAUGAACCUAAAUCAGAAUCCAAGAACGUUAUUGCCAAAGUUUUUUGGAUUGUAUUGCUAUCGGUGUAAUAGUAAAAAUGUUAGAUUAAUUGCCAUGAAUAAUCUCUUACCAUCAUCCAUAAAAUUGCAUCAAAAAUAUGAUUUAAAAGGAUCUACAUACAAGAGAAAGGCCUCAAAAACGGAACGUUCGAAAUCUUCUCCAACGUAUAAAGAUCUAGAUUUUAUAGAGCAUCAUCCAGAGGGUAUCUUUUUAGAAGCUGAUACUUAUAGUGCAUUAGUAAAAACUAUUCAACGGGAUUGUCGUGUAUUAGAAAGUUUCAAAAUUAUGGAUUAUUCUUUACUUGUUGGAAUCCAUAAUCUUGACCAGGCUGCGAAGGAAAAAGCUCAAGAACAAAGAUUAUCGGCGAGCGCCGAUGAGGAAGUUGAUGAAAUGGGUGGCGAAAGUGACGGAUUCAUUCAGACUGAAAGAGAAAAGGAAAGAGUGGAUAGAAUAGGCGCUGUCGCUUUAAAUCGAUCACGCAGUAUAAAUCGUCAAAGGUUGGUCGCUCACAGUACAGCGAUGGAAAGUAUCCAGGCUGAGAGUGAACCAAUAGAUGAAGAGGAUGACGUACCUACAGGUGGCAUUCCUGCCAGAAACGCGCGUGGUGAACGCCUUUUAUUGUUUCUUGGCAUUAUCGACAUUUUACAAAGCUACAGGUUGAAAAAGAAACUGGAACAUACGUGGAAAUCAAUGAUACAUGAUGGGGAUACUGUAUCCGUACAUCGCCCAGGAUUUUAUGCACAACGCUUUCAGGAUUUCAUGGCCAAGACAGUAUUUAAGAAAAUACCGUCACUGGACCUGCCUGAGAUUAAGGGGAAUCAUCGCAAAUUCCGUAACCUCGUCACCAGCUACAUAGCCUUGAAACAUUCCCCGUCGAAGAGGAAAAGUAUAAGCAGACCAUUGAGGCCGCUGGAGGGUGAUUUUGAUUCAACCGCGGUGGCGGCAACUGGAGGUUCGACAAUGCAUGCUACGUCACCUACGAAGGCCGCAGUUAGCUCGCCCGAUCCUGCGAUCAGCGCGACGAACGCGGCGGCCUCGGUGCCGAUCGCCACCUCCACCCCGGUUAACCUUGCCGCCGGUCCGCUGAGCCCGCCCCCGUUGACCUUAGCCGCCGGUCAAGGGCCGCACCACGAGCAUCCGCCCGGGGUCGCCCCCACGGUCAAGGUCACGAGUUAUCCGGCUGUGCUGAAGGGUAGAAGCGCGGCCAGUCCGCCGAACCCGAAUCUGGUGCCGUCCGGCAAGGUCCCGCCGCCGGUGCCGCCGCGGGGCAUGGGCGCCUCGAGGACCGCCAGGUCCUCCGAGGAUCACCGGGCGGCCGGCACCGCCGCCUCGACGACAUCGUCGAUGACUUCCAGCCGAGGUGGCACCCUUCCUUCCACUUGCUCCACUCCGCCCCCGCCCUUUGACGAUGCAGUCCGCUCGAACGACCAAACCCUGGCUUCCGGUGGUCAUCUUCAACAAGGCGCCGGGACCACCAUCCUCGCGAGCAGUCUAGCCUCUGCUCAUCCCAAACCAAAUAAGGUUGUUCAUCACGUUACUCUCACCAAGACGUAUCAUGACACUGUAAGGAAAAGGAGAAUCAUAUCAGACGUACAUUUGGAGAGUAGCGGUAGCGGCAGCGGCAGCGGUGGAAGGGAAACCAAGUCGUCGCUGAGCGUCGAGAGCGGUGGCAGCAGCAGCCGAGGUGGCGGCGGUCUCACGUGGACCCCACCGGCUGGAAGCGCCGAAGGUUCGACGCCCACGUGGACCGAAGGCACGCCAUCCUUCACCGAGAGCUCCAGCAGCGGUGACAUAGGUUGCCCGACAACGCCGAUCAAGGGUAAUCAACGUCAGGCUGACGGUGGAAGGAUCGCGGCCACUGUGGAGGAGGCCCUAGCGAGUCUCACGACUGAGAUGACUCACCUGUAGGCAAGCGAACACGGAGAUAAUUGUAAAAAAAAAAGUGAAAAAAGAGCGAGACAGAAAUGAUUACGGAACAUGACUGGCCUGACAGGUAGUUGGUGCAUUUAAAAAUCUCUGGAAUUAGUGUGAAAGAGGCAUUAGGAUUAUUAAUGUAAGUCCAAAUGUAGCAAUAAGCAAGUGUAUUCGGAACUGUAUGGGAUGUCACUGACAUAUUCCUUUAUACCGAGAAAAAAAUUAGUGCAAUUAGAUUCCAUUAGAAUUUUUACAAGACAAUUAGAAAGUGCAAGUACAAAAUUAAAUUGAAGAAAAUCAUAUUUUUGAGCUUGGGCAAUCAUGAAUCAUUGUAGAUUAUUUGCUCAAGAAGAUAUAUUUUCCUCUCGGAUAUUUUCUGUUAUAUUUGUUCGUGAAAAUCCGAGAAGAUCUUUAUUUAUUCGAAACUCAAUUUUAUAAUCGCUUAGUUAAAUUGUAUCAUGGAUUAUGAAUGUUUAAUAUAAUAGAAUCUCUUAGAUUUUUCAAUAACAAAAUCCAGAAAACAUUCUGGAUGUAUAUCAUGCAUAAUUUCAUAAUAAUGCGCAAAGAUGAAGGCAAUUUCACAUUUAUUCGCGAUAAUUUACUUGUGGAUAUUUUUAAGAUCUGGUCGACUGAAAAGAAUCGGAAACACGUUUUUCAAGUCGAUCACCUCGGUCUGCUUUCGGCAACGAGUACGCUACAUUUAAGUUAUUUAUUUUUUUUUUGCUACCGUGCGCUGCCUUACAUAUCUAUUUAAGGAAUUCUUACGUGGCUAUCGAGUACACGCAAUGUGCAUCACUUCCGGAAGUCUAUAUUUAUGAAGACUGCUUUCACAUUUCUAUCGUCCUUAGAGUAAAUCCUCUAACGAUCCUUCUACCCAAAAAAUCUCUCUUUUAGAUCUUUUUAUACUUUCGAGUAUAAUUAUGCGCAUAAUCUGUCGAGAGCAGCGGUAUUUUACUUAUGCAGAUCGUUUUAUCAGGGCGCGCAUCUUACGAUUGCUGAAGGACAGUUUGUCAUUCGAUAGCGUUCGCGUUUAGAUACAUUUAGACGUGUCUGUAAAUGCGUUUUUUGAAAGCUAUAUCCGCGAAACGUGAAUGAACAGAGAUCGUGAGUGCCGAGAUAUAAAUUGCAUUGGAAGAUAUUAGCGGUAAAUAGCAAUUACCUCAAUAGAUCCUGGCGUAGAUAUUCUAAUGCGAAACUUGCCUCAAUUGCCACGAGUUAAUUGUCAUAACAGGCACAAGUUUCCGUUGCGUUUCUCUGCCACUGGAACUGUCGAAUCCGCCGCUAACAUCGCGUUAUCAUUCCCUAUGUGCUUUCACGAAAAACACAUUCUUGCAUAAAUCUGAGCACUUUCAACCUUACCUAAAUCAUCGGUGAUUUAGUGAAGUGUGGAUAAUUUAAUAUUAAUAAGAGCGUUUUUUUUUUUUUUUAAAAUUUAAUUUGUACAACAUUUCUUUCCGCACUUACGAUCUCGCACGUUGCGAUUUUACAGUUCGGGUUUCGCUCUUUGCAAGCGAAUGCGGUUUUUUCGUGUUUCUUGUACACGCAGUAUUAAAAAUAGAUGUUUUUUCGAGGAACAAGAAGCGACCGUGCGAAUGUAACAUAAUUCAGGACAGCGGCAGCAACACGAUUCCAAAAAUAAUUUGGAGAUAGUUGGCAUUUGAAUUGUAUAGAAAAUGAAGAAGAAGAUGAUUAUCGUUAAAUUAUAAGCAUAAUGAUGCAAUAAUUAUGGAAAAUAAACGGAGAACGGUUGUUGACUUCUUUUAACAGCAUCGUACUGAUUUCUAUUAACCUAAUCUCUAAUUUAGUAUAUUAAAUUAAUUCUAUUUUGAAAUACUAAUAUAAUGAAUUAGAGAUUAGGAAGACAAUAAAGUCGUAAACAAGAGUAGUAAACUAAUUUAUGGCGCAUGACGAAGUAUGUAUUAUUGUUGUAAAUUAUAAAUUAUAUUAUCAAUUGUAAUAUAAUAUUUAUUAAAAUAAUACAUAAAUUGUCAAUUAUAUUAUAAAAACUGAAUAGUUGUUUCAAGAAUACUGUUGUCUUUUAUGACUUAAUUGUUCCAUUGAUAUGGACACGCGAGUGUAAAAUAUGAAGAAGUCAAUAACCGUAAGUAUUAUAUAGCGAAUUUAACAAUAUACAAUAUUAAUAAAAAAAUUAGAUAAUAGGGGGUAUCGAAGAAUCUCAUAACGAUUUCACGUAUCGCCCUAACGUGCGGUUCAACAACGGUUAAAAUGUAAUUCUCUACGAUAUCGGUGAUAUUAUUGUGAGGACUCGACACGCUUGAACCCACGUUCAAGUGUCGCUCUCGACGUUCGUUCUGUAUAUAUUCACAGGAAGAUAUUAUUUGCAGAUAUUGAAAAAUAUAUAUUUAUACAUGUGUAUGUAUACAUAGAAAUGGCGCACUUACUCAGACGUAGCUACAUCAGGCGAGAUAUUCGGCAAUAAGCGUACUUUGUGAGCAGUAAAACAGCGAUUUUUAUCGAAAAAUGAAAAAUUUUUUAACGAAAACGUCUAUAUAUAUAUAUAUAUCAGUCUUACUGUAGGCAAUUAAAAGCAAAAGACUUACGGCGAUUUUGAUUUUCGAUAAAGUGUUAUUCAGUUCAUCACAAAUAUGCUUAUUCUCGAACACUCUCUAUAUCGUCACACGACCACGCGCGGUGUCUUGCAUUUACAUUUUUUUCUCCUUUUGUGACAUUUAUCACGAUGUCUCGAUACCUCAUUAGACGGAUACAUUAGUCCAGCCAACUGAUGUACGAUAAUGAAGAAUAAAUUAUUGUUGCGUCCUAUUUAA